Hemicordylus capensis (graceful crag lizard) is the source of this 3335-nucleotide messenger RNA. It is a transcript of the gene ZDHHC15, whose product is annotated as zinc finger DHHC-type palmitoyltransferase 15. Lineage: Eukaryota; Metazoa; Chordata; Lepidosauria; Squamata; Cordylidae. Gene Ontology annotation, cellular component: endoplasmic reticulum; Golgi apparatus. The coding region runs from base 190 to 1260 and encodes 356 amino acids. Gene Ontology annotation, molecular function: protein-cysteine S-palmitoyltransferase activity. The record is from RefSeq and is a predicted model, not a curated record. Gene Ontology annotation, biological process: synaptic vesicle maturation; peptidyl-L-cysteine S-palmitoylation; protein targeting to membrane. The transcript is spliced from 12 exons.
AGCCUCUGGAGUCAGACGGCAUAAGAACGAAAGAAAGAGAGCUGCAGCCACGGUCGAGAGGGUGCCUGAAGUGUUCUGACUCCUGGCUCCACGGCCAGGUGUCUCUUUGAGCCAGCCAGACUGUGGAGCCGAGUGCCGAGAGCCCGCUCGCCUCGUCCUCCGCCCUCCGGCGCCAGGCGCGCCCAAUGGAUGGCCGAUGCCGCCUCCUGCUGCUGCUGCUGCUGCUGCCAGGCCCGCGCCGGGCCGGGGCGGGAGAAGAUGGCGCUGUCGCGGGGCCUGCGCUGCUGCCAGCGGGUGCUGGGCUGGGUGCCCGUCCUGAUCAUCACCCUGGUGGUGCUCUGGUCCUACUACGCCUACGUCUUCGAGCUCUGCCUGGUAACUCUGACCAACUCCAUAGAAAAAGUGGCCUACCUCACCAUAUUCCACAUCAUCUUUGUGUUCUUUGUGUGGACGUACUGGAAGUCCAUAUUCACUCCCCCACAGCAACCGGACAAAAAGUUCCACAUGUCCUACGCCGACAAGGAGCGCUACGAGAAUGAAGAACGACCCGAGGGGCAGAGGCAGAUCCUUUUCGAAAUGGCGCGGAAAUUGCCCGUCUACACAAGGACGGGGAAUGGAGCCAUUCGGUUCUGUGACAGAUGCCAACUCAUCAAGCCUGACCGCUGCCAUCACUGCUCGGUGUGUGCCAUGUGUGUAUUAAAAAUGGACCAUCAUUGCCCAUGGGUGAACAACUGCAUUGGAUUUUCUAACUACAAAUUCUUUCUACUGUUUUUAGCCUAUUCCUUGUUGUACUGCAUAUAUAUUGCUGCAACAGUCUUCAAGUAUUUCAUCAAGUAUUGGACAGCAGAACUGAACAACGGACGUUCCAAGUUCCAUGUCCUUUUCCUCCUCUUUGUGGCAAUCAUGUUUUUUGUAAGCCUCAUGUUUCUCUUUGGCUACCACUGCUGGCUUGUCGGUCGAAACCGGUCCACGCUGGAGGCAUUCUCGCCCCCCGUGUUCCAGAACGGCCCUGAUAAAAAUGGAUUCAACCUUGGCUUCGUAAAGAAUCUUCAGCAGGUGUUUGGGGAAGAAAAGAGGCUCUGGCUGCUGCCUAUUGAAUCCAGUCAAGGUGAUGGACACUUUUUCCUGACAAGAACCUCCAGUGAAGCUCGGAAUCCACUGCUAGCCAAUGAAGAGCAGUGGGAAGAAGAUGGUCUGGAGGAUGAGGAGAGCCAGGAUUACCAGCACGGUUCCUUGCUUUCGGUAGAAAUGGAGACGUAGCACUUUUGAAAGGCUGAUGGUACAAAACUCGCUCAGCGUCAUCCUUUCUCCUCUGAUGGACACUUGUGGUGGUGGGGAAAUGGGAAGGAAGCUGCUGGACGUCCAGGACUAAGGGUUGCUGUCUGAUCGCCAUAUCCUGGAUCUCUGGAAUGUUCUCCAAGAUACCUGCCUUGGUGAUGCUUCCAAGAGUUCCUACAUUACUGAUUUUAAGGGGGCAACCUUGGAGCAAUCAGUGACCUAUUCCUUAUAAGUCUUACCCAGAAUAAGUGGAAACUGCUUGUGGAAACCACAUUUCCAAAUGCCUUAUGCUGUAGUUACCCAACAUCCCAACGUCUGGUCCUAUAACAAAGAGUAAUUACAGCUGGAUUUACAGAUGGAUUGCCAACUGGACUACUCCCCAAAUGCUUGUGGCAGAAAUCAUGAUUGCCAAAUCAGGUCUUAUUACUAGAAAAACCAGGUGAGUAUGCAGUACAGACGCAGCCUGUGUAUGUGUCCACCAAAACUCCUCACUUUUGAUUCCUCACUUUAUUUCUGCCAAGAGCUCUGGCCCUUUGGGUCUAGAGGUGCCCUGACCUUGGUGGACAGUAACGGUUUCAAGAGUCUUAAGAGUACUGUGCUUGUAGCAGAAGCCUGGGACAUGGGUCCCCAGCUGUUGAUGACUACAACUCCAAGGGGAUGAUGGGAGUUGUAGUCCAAAAGCAUCUGGGGAACCCUUAUGUUAAUGCAGCCCCAGAGUAAGUUCAGGUUUCUGGAGCAGGAUGCCUGUCUCUGGGCUGCACAGCGGUAGCCUAGCUCUCACCGAGACAAACAUAUCUCUGAGCCAGUCCACUUCAGGCUGCUGAUGGGGCCAACAUGAGUAACUGCUCCUCUACACAAGUUUUCCUCUGUGGUUGAAAACUAGUGUAGCAGGCUGGAAAGUGCCAGUCAAGCCUUCUUCCUGAUGCUGUAUGGUUUUUGUGUAUAUAGGAUACUUCUUGUAUGAAAGUAGAUAGCCCGCCCCUCCGCCUGAAAUGGUACAACUCAGAAAAUAUCAAUAUAGUGAGAAUUUGCAAAGCACUUGAAUUUUUUUUAUCAAGCAUUCCCCCCCGCCCCCCAAGUGUUUUCUCCCUUUGGGUAUGCUGGCAGAGCCAGACCUUCUCUCCUAAAUUCUACUAGAAGUCGGCAGCUGAAGCUUUUUUGUUAUGAAGGUCCAGUCAAAUAAGACUCCCCAGACCCCUGAGAUUUCUGUGUUGCUGUGAGCUGUAACAAUGCACCAGCGGAAGAGAGACAUUUUAGAGAAAGCAAGAGGAGGUGGUUGCCUGUGGCGGAAUACUCAUCUUCUGGAGCUUGAUCUGUAGUAAACCCGUCUACAGCAGAGAUGGGAGGCUAUAGAACUCUUCAGAGCAAGACAUUUCUUUGUGCAGUCGUACUGAGACAUCUAGGCCAAGAAGCUGGGAAAGAUGCUUUUCGGUCUUUAAAGACUCCGCUGGGUUCCUUGUGCCGUCUCUUCUGUGGAUCACACUCGUCCACUGGGCCCAUUUACAGGGCCUCCAACCAUGGCCCAGCCUCCGACUUGAGAAUCUCAAGGUAUUCCAUGUGCCACCCCUGCCCUGCCCUGCAGAGACAAACUGGAGAAAAUUAAGUGUGCCUAAAUCCCACUGAGGACCAGGAGGGUUAGGCUUAGAGUUUCAUGUUUAAGCCUUAUUGAUUUCAGGGGGACCUCUGUGAGCGGCUUCUUCUCUGGAUUUUAUGCAGUGAAUGGAUAACUACACGUAUCCUGCUCACCUGGGUACACCUGCUGGAAACUUGGUCCUGUGUAUCAUUCCUGUGGUGUGUGUUUGAUGCAAAAUGGAUAUUUGCAUGGCUGUUCACACAUCAUUUACAUUCGUUUCCCAAUAGAAGUACUAAUUGCAGUGUGAAAAAUUGUAAUUUGUUGUUGUUACUUGAAUGUAUUUUCCCCCUUCUCUUCCCUGGUUGGAGCCAGGAUUCUGUAAUUAAUUUCCGUUUAACAUGCCAGCACAUCCUCCUCUGCCCAUCAAUCCUAAGCUUGUCAGACAUUAAAAGGCAGCAAAAUUAAAGUAACUCCUGGAAAAUAA